Molecule: messenger RNA, 3140 nt
Organism: Humulus lupulus (European hop)
Lineage: Eukaryota; Viridiplantae; Streptophyta; Magnoliopsida; Rosales; Cannabaceae
Exons: 2
Coding region: 373-2916 (847 amino acids)
Source: RefSeq, a predicted model, not a curated record
UCCCACUGAUAAAACAGAGAGCUUCGAGUGUUAAAUUCUGCUGACACUUCUCUCCUUUGUCUCUCUGUGACUCUCUCUCUCUCUCUAGCCAUCCUCUUUUUUUUUUCGGGUCAUUUUGUAUUUUGCCAAAUUCCAUUUCCAGAUCCAACAGUUUCAGACAAACCCACUAUUUGAUCUCUCAUAUUUUCCCAUUUGGGGUUCAUUUCUACGAACUUCUGUUUGGGUCCCAAUUCUAUUUUAAGACAUUUUAACUGUUCUACUCUUAUUUGUUCUUUGGUUAUUUAACCACCGACACUUCUGUCAUUGAAGAAUCUCCAAUUUUCACAGGUGCUUGAAAGGGACACAUACGUUGAGGCUGCAAGAGGGUUCAUCAUGUUCAAGCAUUCCCCUCGCCGGAAUCUGAGAUCCCGAGGUGUCAAAGUGAAGCAUGCUGUUCAACUGCUUCUAUUGCUUGGCGUGUGCGUUUGGCUAGCCUAUCAAUUGAAGCAGUCCAAUAACAAGAGAUCACAACUAACUGUAAACACAAGGACAGGCAGUGAAAUUCUCAAGCUGGGGAGAAAAGAUCCCAAUCCUCAAGUGGAGGAACCUGUUGUUAAAGAUGUGAGGCACAAGGAGGAGGAUGAAGAAGAGCACAAGUCUGAAGAGAAUGAAAAUGAAGGAAAAGAAGGUGGUGAAGAUGAGGUAACUGAGCGUCAUGGUGAUUCGGUAGAUACACAGAAUGAGAAUGAAGAGAGCAAAAACAAUGUUGAUGAAGAGACAGAGAGUGAAGAGAGAAAAGAGAAGGAAAAUAAAGAGAGUGAAAAUGAAAACAAUGAAGACGGGGACAGAAAUGAAAAGCAAAGUGAGAAUGAGGAAAGUGAGGACAACAAGACUGAGGAUACCACAGAGAAAGAGAAAGAAAAGAAGGAAAAUGCAGAAGAAGGUCAAGAGGAUAAUAAAGAAGAUAGAGAAGAGAGCAAGGAGACAGAAGAGAAUGAAAAGAAGAUUGAGGACACAGUUUCGAGUGAUGAUCAGGUUCAAGAUGGGGUUGAUAAAAAUAAUGAGGCGAGAGAAGAAAAUUACAAGGGAGAUGAUGCUUCCAGUGCUGUAGCUCAUGAAACUCAGAAUACAACAACUGAAAAUGAACAACGUGGUCCGGAAGACUCUGAAGAGGUAAAGCAAUUUGAAAACAAAGAAAAGCAGGAUGAUGAGAAGGAGAAUGAUACAAAGAGUGGAGUUGAUGUCAACCAAAACGACUCAGGUUCAAAUGUCUCGGAAACUGAAAAGACUGAAAGCAAUGAUACUAACACUAAAACCACCAAAGAGAGUGGAAAGGAGAGUGAUCAUGCAGAUACUGGAAAUGGAUCUUAUCAUGAUUCAACAGUAGUUUCAUUUGAACAGCACCAAAUGGAUAAUAACACUGAAGAAAAUCAUGGUUCCUCGCAGCAGAAUGGGACAGAUACAACUCAACAUCCAGGUGAGAAAGCAGAGAAUACUAAUACUACAGGUGAUGAGUCUACCCAGCAAAAUGUUGUACCAGAGCAAACUGAAAAGUCAGAACCAGCUGGCAAUGAGAAUCAAGAUUCUGGGGAGACAUCUAAUUCAACAGUAGAGAAUGAAAAUUCUGCUAAAGGAGAGUUCACAGAUACAUCUGGAGCUUCUCAACAGUCAGCGACGAGUGAAAAUUUUGAAGUUGUUCAGAAGCUAGAAUCCGACAGCAACUCUGGAUCUGAGGGAACACAAGAAAAUGUGCUGAUGCUGAAGACUAAUGAUAAUGAUGGAUCCUCAAAUAAAGAUAACAAUGCUGAUGCAAGCAAGAAUGACAGACAGCAGAACACAAAUGAUAAUUCCGAUAAGAACACUGAUGCAGGCGAGAAUGAGAACAAGAACUACAUACAGCAGAAGACAGAUGGCAAUUCAGAUCGCAAUGCUAGUGCAGGCCAGAAUGAGAACAAAAAUGUUGUUCAGCAGAAUGUAAAUGAUGAUUCAAAUGCAGAAAAAAAUGCUGAUUCCAAUCAGAAUGCUAAUGAGAAUGGUGACCAAAACAAUGCAAAUGGCAAAGAAGGUGCAGGCCAAGGAGAACAAACCGAUGCCAAGAAGGAGACCAAAGCAGCACCAAACACAGACAACAACGCUGAUUCCAACCAAAAUGCAAAUGGGAAUGGAGACCAUAGCAACACAAAUGCUAAUGAAGGUGCGGGCCAAGGAGAGCAGGCUGAUGCCCAGAAGGAGAAUGAAGCAACACCAAACACAGACAACAAUUCUGAUUCCAGCCAAAAUGCAAAUGGGAAUGGAGAGCAGAGCAAGACAAAUGCCAAUGAAGUUGCUGGCCAAGGAGGGCAGACAGAUGCCCAGAAGGAGAAUGAAGCAACACCAAACACAGACAACAAUUCUGAUUCCAGCCAAAAUGCAAAUGGGAAUGGAGAGCAGAGCAAGACAAAUGCCAAUGAAGUUGCUGGCCAAGGAGGGCAGACAGAUGCCCAGAAGGAGAAUGAAGCAACACCAAACACAGACAACAAUUCUGAUACCAACCAAAAUGCAAAUGGGAAUGAAGAGCAGAGCAACACAAUUGCCAAUGAAGGUACUGGCCAAGGAGAGCAGACAGAUGCCCAGAAGGAGAAUGAAGCAACACCAAACACAAACAACAAUGCUGAUUCUAGUCAAAAUGCAAAUGAGAAUGGAGACCAGAACAACACCAAUGGCAAUGAAGACCAGAGCAAUACAAAUAGCAAUGGAGGCGCGGGAGUGGGAGAACAAACUGAAGUUCAGAAGGAGAAUGAAGAAACCUCGAAUGCAAAUGAUAACAGUAAUACAGGCCAGGAUGAGCAGCCAGUAAAUGCUUUAGAUUCUACUGUGUCUCAAGAUGAGAAAGAUGCGCGUACAGACUUGGGAACUCUACCAGAAAGCAUAGACAAAUCAAAUACAGCUGCAGAGUAACUUCUUAUAAGCUGUUGAAAUCAUCCCUAAUACGACCUUAUCAUUUUAUUUAUUUAAUACCUCCAGUGUUCAGGUAAAUCCGUGACGUUUCUCUACUUGUUGUGUCCUUAGUGACAUAAUGGUGUUGAAACCAGAUGUAUAAUUUUUAACGUUGCAAAGAUAAUUUGGAAGAUUGUAAGAUCUUAGUUUUAUUAAUAUCUCAAUUGGGUUCCCAGUUCUUUGAA